UGUUCCCGAGUGUCGCGAGCACGGGGCGGUGCCAUUGUAAUGGGCGGCGCCGUUCCCUUGUUCGCCAUUCUGGCUCAGAGCAACGAACGCACUUAGUGCUGAGGUUUCUGGAACCAGCGCUGCUUUCAAACGUGAAGACAUGGCUGAGGAUGAGGUGACUCCAGAGCAGCUAGCAGCUAUUGCCGCUGAAAAUGAGGAGCCAGAACCAGUAAACUACAAGCCUCCAGCCCAGAAGUCAGUAAAAGAGAUCCAGGAGCUGGACAAGGAUGAUGAAAGCUUACGCAAAUACAAAGAAGCCCUUCUUGGCCCAGGGAUCUCGGAGAUCGAUCCAAAUGCUCCUAAUGUCCAGGUGACCCGGAUGGCACUCGUCUGCGAGGGUGCACCAAAACCUCUGGUCCUGGACCUGCAAGGAGACCUGGAAGCCUUCAAGAAGCAGGCCUUUGUGCUGAAGGAGGGAGUCGAAUACAAAAUAAAGAUCAGUUUUAAGGUGAACAAGGAGAUCGUUUCAGGUCUGAAGUACGUGCAGCAGACGUUCAGGAAAGGAAUGAAAAUUGAUAAAUCGGACUACAUGGUGGGCAGCUACGGGCCUCGCCCUUCUGAAUACGACUUCCUGACCACGAUGGAGGAGGCUCCUAAAGGCUUGUUAGCCAGAGGGAACUACAUCAUCAAGUCCAAGUUCACCGACGAUGACAAGCACGACCACCUGUCCUGGGAGUGGAACCUGAACAUCAAGAAGGACUGGGAUGAUUAAGAUGCCUUUGUGUGUGUGUGUGUUGGGGGGGGAUGUCUGUGGGGGUGUGAGGGAGCCAGAUCGCUCAGCCUCAGCCCCCGCCCUCCACCCCCCUAUCCCUCCAUCCUUGUCAUGUGUCCUCCACCAUUUCUACGUUUUUGUUUACGUUGCAUUUUGUGCUCUGGGGCCUUCGUUCUCAACCCCCUCCCCCACUCCAUUUGUCCAUCCGUCACUGUCCUACCUGCAGAACCUCUGAUUGGUUGCACACCUCCCAAGUAGCAACUUCUUCCUCCCAGCAGCUUGAAGAGAUUUACAACCCCCCCCCCCCCCCCCCCAGAAUGGCGUCUUCCUCUUUCAGUAUGAAGUUAAUGUGGGAAAAGCAACUGUACAAUCAACUUUUGUUUGCCUUUUUUAUAUAUAUAAAUGUAUUACUGGUUGUGUCAUGUGACUGUAAUCAUGUUAAUCAUCUGUUGUAUUCAUAGUCCCCCUCUUUUUUUUUUUCACCCCACCUUGCCAUCACCUCUCACUGCAUCAUUUCUCGCCAUCUUUUGAUAAAUAACCAAUAUCUGCCUUCUGCCAGUGUGAUCGGAGCUGCUCUGUAGCACCUCCCGACCCUCCCUAAAUGUACUCACCCACUCAUUCAAAUGCCUGGGGGGGGGGGGAAGCUGCCUUAUGUUGAAAUGUGUCUUUAGUGUCUGAGCAGCCUUUGUCAGGUAACCUGAGUGAAGUCUUGCUACCAUCUGUAGCCCUGCUGUAGUGGAGAUUAUUGAAACAGGUUACCUGCAUGCAGCUCUGCACAAGCUCACUGCCCCCCCCGAUCUAGACCUUUAUAAUUGGAGGGACCUGAAUGUUCAACAUAAAAUUGGGGAAAACUACGAAUCCAGUAUGGCCUCUUCUGCUCCUUUUAGCCAGUUGGAGAAAAAAACAUUGAUUUUUAUUUCUUUUUGCCUUAUUGACCCAGCCCCCCCACACAUUGUUCAGAUUGUGUAGUUUGCAGUCAGGAGGAGGUAUGUAGGAGAACCAUUGAGGAUGCACAGGAGGAAGAAGGAUGCUGAGUCGGACACCGUCUGCUGCUGUUGGAGACCCCGACGGUGUCUGGUCUGGAUCACUGAAAGUGAAAAGAUGACUGACGAGCCCCUCAGCCUUUUUAAACAGCACUAACACAAAGAUCAGGUGCACUAAACUGACCAGUAACAUUAAAUUAUAAAUCUAGUACUGUACCAGAACAUCUGGAUGUAAAACCAUCUGUAUUCCUGCUCCCUACAUUCCUUCACAUUGUACAGUUUGUAUAAAACGCUGGCAUGCUGGUGGGGUUGUAUAUUCAGUCAUUAGUUGUUGCUCUUCUCAGUCAAUAAAGGUUUUGCUCAACUUGA
This is a messenger RNA of Nothobranchius furzeri (turquoise killifish), 2103 nucleotides long. Its product is annotated as rho GDP-dissociation inhibitor 1. Gene Ontology annotation, cellular component: cytosol; membrane; cytoplasm. The record is from RefSeq and is a predicted model, not a curated record. Gene Ontology annotation, molecular function: Rho GDP-dissociation inhibitor activity; protein binding. Gene Ontology annotation, biological process: Rho protein signal transduction. Lineage: Eukaryota; Metazoa; Chordata; Actinopteri; Cyprinodontiformes; Nothobranchiidae.